AUGGGCAAUGUUGAAACCUGUACUCUAGCCAACUGCACCGUCAAAGAGGGUUUAACUGCCAAAAACGAAACUUCCACCCUCUGCGGGGACUCGAUUCGAGACAACACUGCAGUUACGCCCAUAGUGACUGGAACCUCGGGGGCUCUUGCCAUUGUCUGUGUUAUACUUCGACUGUCAGAUCGAUUUCCCCAUUGGGAACGAUAUCAAUGGGCUGACCUUUGCGUGGUUGGCUCACUGGUUUUUGCAAUUCCCAUGGGAAUCCUGGAAUUUUUCAUGUCGAGUGAUGGGUUCGGCAAGGAUAUAUGGACAAUACCUUUCAGCAAGGUUACUCGAAUUGUCAAGUUUACCUGGAUAACGGAGAUUCUCUACAUGGUGGUUGUCGGGCUCACCAAGAUGGCAAUCCUCCUUCUCUACUGGAGAGUGUUCCCAACGCAACCUUUCCGCAACGUGGUCCUUGUCACACUGGUGGUAUGUGUUGCUUACAUGCUGGCCUUUGCUUUGGCAACUACCUUUCAUUGCUCCCCCAUAUCCUACACUUGGACCAGCUGGACCGGUGAGACCCGUGGCCGCUGUUUCAACUUCAAUCACUUUGCUUGGGCCCAUGCCAUCAUCAACAUUGUUUUCGACCUUUGGGUUAUACUUCUCCCCGUGCCGAUGCUAUUUCGUCUUCACAUGGGACGCCGCAGGAAGAUACAUCUUUUCCUCAUGUUCAGCGUCGGUUUAUUCAUCACCGUCGUUAGUAUUGUUCGUCUCAGCUCUCUGGUCCGAUUUGCAACGACAACGAAUCCCACAUAUGACAAUGUCCCCACGGCUUACUGGAGUGUGCUUGAGGCCUUUGUCAGCAUUAUAUGCACAUGUCUACCUGCAAUUCGAGCAUUACUUCGACGCAUUUUCCCAACCUGCUUUGGUAGCUCAUCUGACCCGAAGUCUGAUGAGCGUACAUAUCGCAUCUCGAAACCAACGCUCUCCAGCGGAGAGAUCAGAAAGACUGUGGGUCACAGCGUCACUGUCAUGCCUCGCAGUGGUGAUUCGGAUGUGAUUGAAUUGGUGCAAAACGGGGACAAAAAAGACCCUCGAUAUCCUUGGUGA
This is a messenger RNA of Rhinocladiella mackenziei CBS 650.93, 1089 nucleotides long. RefSeq lists its product as uncharacterized. Bases 1 to 1089 code for a protein of 362 amino acids. Lineage: Eukaryota; Fungi; Ascomycota; Eurotiomycetes; Chaetothyriales; Herpotrichiellaceae. The transcript is spliced from 7 exons. The record is from RefSeq and is a predicted model, not a curated record.